Messenger RNA from Cuscuta epithymum, 1265 nucleotides. The record is from the annotation of a GenBank genome assembly. NCBI's taxonomy places the organism in Eukaryota, Viridiplantae, Streptophyta, Magnoliopsida, Solanales, Convolvulaceae.
AGGCGAGAUAAGGGUGUCCAAAUGAGUAUCCAAAAUGAGUACGAGUACUAUUUUUAAUCUUUUUUGACUUGCCCCUAAAGGUCGGCCACCGACCAUUCCCGUCUUGCCAACUCUCUCUGUCUCUCUGAACACAGGGAUAGGAUAUCAUCUCCUUACACUGCUCUUUCCCGUGCUCUCUCUCUCUCUCUGGACACUUCUCUUUCCCGUGCAUCUACUAGCGACGCGAUCGGAAUUUAUAGCAUUCGUAUAUUUUGAUCGAACUCUGAAGUCGUGGAAGAUCUGAGGCCUUCGGAAUGAGCGCGUCCAGAUUCAUCAAGUGUGUGACGGUGGGCGAUGGCGCCGUUGGCAAGACAUGCCUCUUGAUUUCCUACACCAGCAACACUUUUCCCACGGAUUACGUUCCCACUGUAUUUGACAAUUUCAGUGCCAAUGUGGUUGUCAAUGGGGCUACAAUUAAUCUUGGGUUGUGGGAUACUGCUGGGCAGGAGGACUAUAACAGAUUAAGACCACUGAGUUAUCGUGGAGCUGAUGUUUUCAUUUUGGCAUUUUCUCUCAUUAGUAAAGCCAGCUAUGAAAAUGUUUCAAAAAAGUGGAUCCCUGAAUUGAAGCAUUAUGCGCCUGGUGUUCCGAUAGUUCUUGUUGGAACAAAACUUGAUCUUCGCGAUGAUAGCCAGUUCUUUGUAGACCAUCCUGGUGCUGUCCCAAUUACUACUGCUCAGGGAGAAGAGCUCAGGAAAUUGAUUGAUGCCCUAGCUUACAUUGAAUGUAGUUCAAAGACACAACAGAAUGUGAAAGCAGUGUUUGAUGCUGCCAUUAAAGUUGUGCUCCAACCACCCAGGCAGAAGAAAAAGAAGGGAAAAUCUCAUAAGGGCUGCUCCAUUCUGUGAUUCACAUAAAUAGGUCCAUGAAUGCCGCUAUCAUCUAUAUACCCCCAAGCCCCUUUUCAUUUUCCUUUAUUUCAGUGGAAGAAGGAGGUGCGUGCGUGCCAGAUGAAAAGCUCGUAUGCUGUAAGUGGCCUAAGUUUCAGCGGGGCUAGGUGUGGUGUAUCCAUGUUGCAGGGAUGUUCGCUCUUUUAGGCCAUUUUUAUUUUCUUUGUUAUGAUUUAAUGAUAAACAUUAAGGGUAGUGAUGUCGCCUUUAAAUUUGUUGCUUUCUAGCAGUCAAUUUGUAGGUUAUUGUCUGAACGGUUGGCCAAGUGUUGCAUCAGCCCUAUUUAGAAGUUGAGUCAUUAGGCAGUAUUUUGUUUACACUUUCUGGUAUUAGGAC